Anastrepha obliqua is the source of this 3620-nucleotide messenger RNA. RefSeq names its product huntingtin-interacting protein 1 (gene Hip1). The transcript has 9 exons. Gene Ontology annotation, molecular function: actin filament binding; clathrin light chain binding; phosphatidylinositol-3,5-bisphosphate binding. NCBI's taxonomy places the organism in Eukaryota, Metazoa, Arthropoda, Insecta, Diptera, Tephritidae. The coding region runs from base 307 to 3513 and encodes 1068 amino acids. The record is from RefSeq and is a predicted model, not a curated record. Gene Ontology annotation, biological process: clathrin coat assembly; endocytosis; actin filament organization. Gene Ontology annotation, cellular component: actin cortical patch; clathrin-coated vesicle.
UUGUGCAUAUAUGACUCAAACUUCGAUUUCAAAUUGUUUAUAUUGGUAGUCAAUCUUAUAAUAAAUAUUUUAACCCAAAAAGAUAUGAGUUGGUGACUACGAAACUGUUGGGGGAUUAUUUGACCAAUAUACGUUCGUUGUGUUGAAGAAUGGUAUUGGAAGAUAAGAUAAAAAACCUAUCAAUGCUUUGUAUGAACUAGUGUCCGUCGUGUAUUUUUCGUUUCGAAAAUUUACCUCAGUUCUUGUCCACAUUUUCAUACGAUAAUUGCAAUAGUGCCCUAAAGGGGAAAACUGCAACAACAGAAAAUGGCUCCGACCUACGACAAAGAAAUGUACAACAUGUCUGUAAGUGUUAACAAAGCAUUAAAUCCCAUGGAGGCUCCGCUCAAAAUGAAACAUGCGCGUUUUAUUAUUAUAACAACACAUCGUGUUAAAGAAGCGAAAUCUCUUUGGAUGAUUUUCACACGUCAACCACUAAUGGAGAAUCGCUUUACUGCGUGGAAAUUUUGUCACUUACUACACAAGGUACUGCGAGAGGGACAUGCAAGCACUAUCAAAGAUUCACAAACCCAUAAAAAAAUGAUCUUAGAAAUGGGCAAAUUAUGGGGGCAUUUACAAGACGGAGUGGGUAAUUGCAUACAAGCCUAUAGUAAACUAAUUGUGACCAAAUUAGAAUUCCAUGAGAAGAAUAUAUUGUUUCCCGGUUCGCUCUUGAUAGAUUUUAAGGAAAUCGAAAAGGCCGCUAGUGAUGACAUCAACAUUUAUUUUCAGCUGUGCGUUGAAAUUUUCGACUACUUGGAUGAUAUUCUGGAAGUGCAAUCGCGGGUAUUUGCAUCCAUCAAUGCAUAUCGCAUGUCUUCCAUGACGCCGCAGGGCCAGUGUCGACUAGCCCCGUUAAUCACACUUAUUCAGGACUCGAAUCCCUUAUACGAUUUAUGCGUACGUGUUAUGUUCAAGUUGCAUGAUAAACUGCCAAAUGAUAUUCUAACUGGUCAUCGUGAUCGUUUUCGCGAGUUGUUUUUUAAAAUCAAAACCUUCUACGACAAUGUUCGACCACUGCAGUAUUUCUCAGAUUUAAUACAAGUUCCACAUCUACCAGAAUCUGCACCAAAUUUCACAUCGAAAGUAGAUUUCGGCAGUUACGUGCCACCAGUAAUGUACGUGCAGCCUGAUCCGGAACCGGCUAUGGAAAAUUUGGUGGAUACAAGCGUCUCACAGGAGUCAGUGAGCACACCAACCGCUACUGCAUCUGAUAUAGUUGAUAAUGCAGCUCUACAAAAUACUAUUAGAGAUUAUGAAUAUGCAUUGCAAGAUGUUCAAACUGAGUUGAUAACGUGUAAACAGAAUUAUGAAAUGAUGGAACGAAAUUACGAACGUGAAUUAAAGAGGUUGCGUAAUGACAUUGUGAGUUUGACAAGCGAAUUGACCCAUUCAAAGGAAAUGUGUACAAAUAUGCAGGCCCUGAAAGACAGUUUGGAACAGAAAUUGGUCGAAACACCUAUUCUAAUGCAGAAAGCGACAGAAGAGGAACAAAAGGCUAAAACAUCAGAGGAAAAGUUUAACAAGCUGAAAGCAAUGUACACCCAAAUAAGAGAUGAGCACAUUAGUUUAUUGAGACAGCAUGGCGAAUCUACUAAAAAUUUAAAUCGAGAAAAACAAACGAACGGAGAACUGCAGUUCGAAGUGGAAAGGCUCAAGUCCCAAAUUAGCGAAAUCAAAGGUGAACUUGCAAGUAAUGAAGUAAUCAGCGCUGAAAAACUUGCAUUAGCUACUCAAAUUGAAAACAUGUCUCGAGAUUAUCAGAAGCUGGAGCACGACCAUGAAGAGUUGAGAAAAGAAUACCAAAGCUUUAGCGCUAAGAAAAAUAGCGAAAUUUCCGAAUUAACUACCAAAGCAAUGCAGCUACAAUCGGCAGAAUCGGCAGCAUUGAUUGAAAGUGAAUCCAAAGUUGUAAAACUUGAAGAGCAGCUCAAUACAUUGAAUACCGCAUUAACCAAAAAACAAGAGGAACACUCUGUCAGGGUGGAUGAAUUGCAAAGAAACUUGGACAGUAAAAAUGACAAUAUAAAUGAACUGCGAACUUUUCAUGCGGAAGAGAUAUUGCAGAAAGUGGAAAAAAUCAAAGAGCUGGAGUUAAAUUUGCAUACGAUGGAAUUAAAUUUAAAGGACAAUAAAGUGCUCGUGGCAGAUCUGGAAAAUGUUCAGCGUACCAACAUUGAAAAAAUGCAGGAAUUCCGUGAGCAAAUACAGAAUUUAGAGGCGAAACUGAACGAAGCCAACUUAGCGACCAAUUUGGAAGUCGAGGCUAAACGUAAAAGCGAAGAAAGUUAUGAAAAUAAAAUAACUUCCUUGUAUCAAAGUGUUUUGAAAACCAUGGAAUUUGUAACCGAAGCAAAAGUAAACGAAGUGAAUCAACCGAAUUUCGACAAGACAAUAAAAUUAAUAAGUGAAAUGGAAGAGUUAAUACAACAAACCCAUAACGCAUAUGGACAGUUUGUCUCAGAUAAAUUAUUUAUAGACGUUGUCACGCAAAAGACAAUACUUCUGGGCUGCGUUUUUACAACACUACAUGAACAGUGCCUGUUAAUAUAUAACACAACCACCGAUAUAGGAAAAGGCGAGGACAUUCAUAAUCAGAUCAAUGGCGUAAAAGAUCCACUGCUAUCUCUAUUCCAACUAAUUAAAACUAACGAAGAUGUUUCCAAAAUCCAACAUUCCAUUUCGGAAAUUAAACAAAAAUUAAGUGCGCUAAAUGAAUCUGUGACUGAACUCAACAAGGCGAAUAGCAAGAAUAUCGAUUUGGGAGAUUUAGUGGAGAACGAGCUGGCCGAAAUGGAUAAAGCCAUCGAAGAGGCUGCGGUGAAAUUCGUAGAAUUGCUCUCUAGUGCGCGCUCCAAAGAUGACGGCAUAAAACUGGAAGUGAAUGAGAAAAUUCUUGAUGCUUGCACAUCCCUAAUGCACUGUAUUAAGUUAUUGAUACGAAAGGCUAAAGCUUUGCAAGCGGAAAUCGUGUCGGCCGGACGAGGAACUACUUCGAUUAAGGAAUUCUACAAACGUAAUAGUCAAUGGACGGAGGGUUUGAUAUCUGCUGCUAAAAGUGUAGCCAAAGGUGCCAAUCUUCUCGUGGAAGCCGCUAACAAAGCUAUCAUAUCUGAAUCGGCACAAAACUUUGAAAUAAUCGUAGCCGCGCAAGAAAUUGCCGCCUGUACAGCUCAAUUGGUGAUCGCGAGUAAAGUGAAGGCGCCGAAAGAGAGCCAAAAGUUGAUCGACUUAACGAAAGCAUCACGUGAUGUGUCACAAGCGACAGGACAGGUGGUUGCCACCGUUAAGGAUUGCAAUCAAUCCUUAGAACAGCUCCAAGAAGUAGAUUUCACUAAAUUAACAUCGUCACAGGCAAAGACUAUGGAAAUGGAAAUACAUGUAAAAGUUUUAGAGCUGGAGCAAGCAUUGCAAAUGCAACGUUUGAAAUUAGCGUCAUUCCGACGAAAGCAUUACCAAAAUUCCGAUGAUUAAGUUUAUAUUUUAUUUGCAUAAGUAUAUAUUUUUACAUAUAUACAAUUACUUUAAGUUGUACAGAAUGUUAAUAGUUUAUGAGAAAAAAUAAACUAAAUUGAUACUAA